This is a messenger RNA of Biomphalaria glabrata, 678 nucleotides long. RefSeq names its product nucleolar protein 58-like. The record is from RefSeq and is a predicted model, not a curated record. Bases 1 to 678 code for a protein of 225 amino acids. NCBI's taxonomy places the organism in Eukaryota, Metazoa, Mollusca, Gastropoda, Planorbidae. The transcript is spliced from 2 exons.
AUGGCGGACGUGCAUUUGAGUUUUGAAGAGAGGAAGCAGAUAAUUAAGUGGUACUGGAAGUUUGAGAAUGUUGCUGCGCACCAAAGAGCACUGAAGAGCACCGAAGAGAACCGAAGAGAACCCAAGAGAACCCAAGAGCACCAAAGAGCACUGAAGAGCACCGAAGAGAACCAAAGAGAACCGAAGAGCACCAAAGAGAACCCAAGAGCACCAAAGAGCACUGAAGAGCACCGAAGAGAACCGAAGAGAACCCAAGAGCACCAAAGAGCACUGAAGAGCACCGAAGAGAACCGAAGAGCACCAAAGAGAACCAAAGAGCACCGAAGAGAACCAAAGAGCACCAAAGAGAACCGAAGAGCACCGAAGAGAACCAAAGAGCACCGAAGAGAACCGAAGAGCACCAAAGAGAACCAAAGAACACCGAAGAGAACCGAAGAGCACCAAAGAGAACCGAAGAGCACCGAAGAGAACCAAAGAGCACCAAAGAGAACCGAAGAGCACCGAAGAGAACCGAAGAGCACCGAAGAGAAUCGAAGAGCACCAAAGAGAACCAAAGAGCACCAAAGAGAACCAAAGAACAUCGAAGAGAACCGAAGAGCACCGAAGAGAACGAGAGAGAACCAAAGAGCACCGAAAAGAACCAAAGAGAACCGAAGAGAACCGAAGAGCACCGAAUAG